AUGGCUACUUCCCAAAUCGGUCAUGGCCAGAUUGGCAAGAUCAUUGAAGACAUGGAAGAACUCCUACCUUCGGAAACCAUCGAUAGGGCUGACUAUCGACGCUGUCGCACAACCUAUGGCCUUUUAUCCACGGCAUACAAGCGCGCGAACCAUUCCGACGAACCGGAGAAAGAUUACAAAGAGUUGCAGAAACUCGAGAAGACUUUGCGUGACCGUCUUUCCAACCUUGACCCUGCCAGAGGCCUUCCGCGCAAAUUCCAGGGUCCACUCGACAAUCUCAAAGCGGGCAUCGACGGUGCUCUCGAGAUGGGCGUAACGGUCGAAUUCCUCAUUGAAGGUCUCAAGGAUAUCUUGAACGAGAAACCAGAUGCUACACCUGCGCCAAAGGUAGAACCGACUAGGCUGGUGCCUGAAAAGCGCCUUCAAAGGUAUCUAGAGGAGCUUCGCGUCGAGAAGGACAAGAAUCGCAAACUCAACGAAGAGAACAAUCGCCUCAUACUGGAGCUCAAGCAAUACAAGAUGCGAGAGGAUGCGAGCUCCAGUUGGCCGCCUCUUAGUGAGCCGCCUCUCAAAAAACGUCGCGUUGACUAG
Messenger RNA from Alternaria incomplexa, 591 nucleotides. RefSeq lists its product as uncharacterized. The record is from RefSeq and is a predicted model, not a curated record. The transcript is spliced from 2 exons. Bases 1 to 591 code for a protein of 196 amino acids. Lineage: Eukaryota; Fungi; Ascomycota; Dothideomycetes; Pleosporales; Pleosporaceae.